This is a messenger RNA of Engraulis encrasicolus (European anchovy), 1542 nucleotides long. Its product is annotated as NACHT, LRR and PYD domains-containing protein 1 homolog. The record is from RefSeq and is a predicted model, not a curated record. The transcript has 6 exons. NCBI's taxonomy places the organism in Eukaryota, Metazoa, Chordata, Actinopteri, Clupeiformes, Engraulidae. The coding region runs from base 1 to 1542 and encodes 513 amino acids.
AUGAACGCGUUCGGGGUCGAUGGCCUGGGUGAUGACACACAGAGGGGCUGUGAAUGCUGUGCUGAAGUUCCAGACACCAGCCACUGGGUCCUGGUGGAGCCUGAGGUCUCCACAGAGAAGAGUAUCUCAACCUACAGUCUGAGGUCUGCUGCAGGGAGCUAUGAGUGCUCAGAGUCCAGCCUGCGCUGGUCGUGUGGUGGUCCAGUCACCCUGCAGUAUCGCUUCAUGGACUGGUACAUGUUUACUGAAGAGCUGGCCCGUAUGCAGUGCAGUCCAGCUGGUCCUCUGAUGGACAUCAAGCUCAUGUCGGGAAAGCUGGAGGAGAUCCACCUGCCUCAUUUCCUGUGUUUGGGAGGGUGUCAGCCUGCUCUGAAGGAUGCUGUGAAGGUUCUGCAUCAGCAGGAUGGUGGAGUGUAUCUGGAGACGUGUGAGCUGAGUCGCUCCCAUGCCAGGCUGGUGAACCCCUCCUUCUCCAUUUUUGGUAAUGUUCUUCCUGACAUCACCUCCUGGCUAUUUGCGGUGCAUGCCAUGGUGUUUGUGUACCACCAGAGCAGCAUUUCUCACCAAUUCCGCUGCUACCUGCUGCCUGAGGAUCCCAAACUGAUAGAGAAGGUGAAGGAAGAAGAGAAGGAGUUCAGGGGUGUGAGACAGGCUUGUCCACAACCAAACAACUCUCUUCGGAUUAAUGAAUUCUACAGACUGUGUGCAGAUCAGUCUACUGAUUGCGUCCCUAAAAUCAACCCAAAUGAGCUGAUGCUGAGGUACUGUCGGGCUCUCCCCGAAUUCUUCCAGGUGAAGCUUCCUGAUCCAGCACCCAUCUCCCUCCACCUGCAGCUCUUCAGUUCAGCCAGCAGGGGGCAGCAGGCCGUGUGGAGCGCAGAGUUCCAGACUGGCACACACGAUAGGCAGACCAGGAGCAGAGGCCUGACAGAAGCUCAACGGGCAGUUUGGGAAGCAGAGAUCGAGGAGACGGAAUACUUGCCCCCUCAUCAGGGCACCGCACAUGCCUCCAGCCGAGGUCCCCUCUCCACCCUCCCCCGUGGAGCUGAGCCUGUUGACACUCACACUGCUGUGGACCAGGCCAUGGGCUGUCAAGACGUUCAGACACCUGAGUGCUCAAGCAGAGGUCUGAGGUUGAGUGCCAGAACACAGACUGUGGACCUCUUCAGUACGUUUGAUGAGUUGCGGUGUAAGGAGCUGAAGCGGUUCAAGGCAUACCUGUCUGAAAAGAUCAUGGAGGGCUUUGAGCCCAUUCCCAGAGGACAGCUGGAGCAGUGUGAUGAGACAGACCUGGCCUCUAAGAUGAAGGAGAGGUAUGGGGAAGAAGGGGCUGUGAGAAUGACUCUGACCAUCUUGAGGAUAAUGGAGCUCAACGACCUUGCCAACAGACUAGAGCCAGGUGCUCUGGGCCUACGCGAGUGGCAGGACGAGUCCCCGGGUGGUGGAUCUACUUCGGUGUCCAGCUGUGUGUGCAUGAAGAGUCCAUGGAUGAACCAGAGAUCAGAAAGACGGAUCCUCCUCCUGAGAGGUGAGAUCACAUGA